Molecule: messenger RNA, 4324 nt
Organism: Homalodisca vitripennis (glassy-winged sharpshooter)
Lineage: Eukaryota; Metazoa; Arthropoda; Insecta; Hemiptera; Cicadellidae
Product: probable maleylacetoacetate isomerase 2
Exons: 7
Coding region: 295-948 (217 amino acids)
Biological process (GO): glutathione metabolic process; L-phenylalanine catabolic process
Cellular component (GO): cytoplasm; mitochondrion
Molecular function (GO): glutathione transferase activity; maleylacetoacetate isomerase activity
Source: RefSeq, a predicted model, not a curated record
CGAAUAUUGUCGUCUGCUUGUUUUUCUCAAUUUGUAUAAAUUCAGUAGCACAAGUCCAGUAUGAUCUAACUGCCUACUUGUGAAAACAUCUGAGGAGUGAGAAUUUAGAACUAGGAAUGUUUUGACAGCCGUCAGCUAUCAAUUUUGCGGUAUAAAUCAGUUUGUGAUUCAAUUAAUAAUACGGUACUGGUUGUAUAGUGGCAGCCUUACACAUUCUUUUGAGUAACUGACGGCAUCUUAAAUAAUAAUAUUUCUAAUAGAUAGUGAACGCAGUUUUAAAAGUUGUAGCUCAACAUGUCAAUUGGAGGGAAGGCAAUAUUGUACUCUUAUUGGAGAAGUUCUUGCUCGUGGCGAGUGCGGAUUGCAUUGAAUUUAAAAGAAAUACCGUAUGACAUAAAACCAGUGAGUCUGAUCAAAGCUGGGGGAGAGCAGCACAGCAAUGAGUUCCGAGAACUAAACCCAAUCGAGCAAGUACCAGUUCUGCAGAUAGAUGGAAACACCCUCAUUGAGUCUCUCAGUAUCAUGUAUUAUCUGGAAGAGACAAGACCGCAACGACCUCUACUGCCACAAGAUGUAGUGAAGAGAGCUAAGGUGAGAGAAAUCUGUGAGGUUAUAGCAUCAGGCAUCCAACCUCUGCAAAACCUGUUUGUUCUAAUACAGGUUGGGGAGGCAAAGAAGAUGGAGUGGGCCCAGCUCUUUAUAAAUAGAGGGUUUAGAGCGGUGGAGAAAUUAUUGACAUCAUCGGCAGGCAAAUUCUGUGUAGGAGACGAAUUGUCAAUAGCUGACUGUUGUCUGGUGCCGCAGGUAUUCAACGCAAGGAGAUUUGGUGUGGACCUGCGGCCAUAUCCAAUCAUCCUGCGUAUCGACAGAGAGUUGGAGAACCACCCAGCUUUCCUUGCCGCCCAUCCUUCCAGCCAACCCGACUGUCCUCCUGAGGCUACUAAAUGAAACGAAGCUGACAUCAUUAUGUACAAAUAUAUAUAGUGCACAAAAUAUUUUCCUUCAUUUAUAAACAAGUAUAAAUUGUGCAGUGAGGUGUGAUUCUCGAAAAGAAUUUGUUACAAGACUAAUUUAUAUAACACAGACAAAUGUGCACAAAAUAUAAAGAAAGUGUAAUAGUGAAGAAAAAUAUGUUUUUAUAAAAAAGUAAGUGCGAGGCACACAGCUAAUCUUUACAAAAAGUGCCAUGAUAAAAAAGUUAUAUUGUCUGUAAAAAGUCCUUGGUGAUCUAGUAAUGUACACAUUCCUCUAUGUAUACUAUUCUUAUUUGAAGACAUUUUUAUAUGUAACUAUACAAAGAAUUAGUAGAGUAAGGAACUUUAGAUUUUAGUAGUAGAGUGAAAUCUUCCAGGGUCAAGUUUUAAAUAUUUACAUUUAUUCUGACUACACCCGCCAAGUUUAGUGGUUACAACGGUAACUUACUUUUACUUUUCCACUGGCAGAAGUUAGUUCUUGUCUAUGUGAUAAUGCUCUCCUUGUCUGAUCACAAUGAAUGCAUUUAGUGGUAAUAUGGGCUCAAAUUAAUGGUUAGAGAAGUCAACAGUUAGCCUGCCUGCAGUAACUACCUAUUCUAAUGCUAAAGUGCUGAGCACCUUAGACGUUUCUAUAAUGGGAUCUCAAAAAGUAGGCCAAGUUGUUUAAAUAUAAUUGACUAAAAAAAUACUCAGGUGGUUUAAUAAUGCUGCUCCCAGUAUAAGCUCUGUUAAAAAUGAAAUAUACUCUCACAAGAAAGAAAUUCUGGAUAGGAUGUACAAAUUUUUAUCUGAACAAUGUCCUAUCCCAAUCACAUCAUUUCCUAAAAAAUGAUCUGUGAAAACGGCCUUGAUUUAAAGUUAAAACCAUAGAGAAACAAUUUAUUAUAUGCUUAUUUUAUACACAUUCAAAAUGUUACUCUAUGGUUUAAAGGAUUCUAUAAUUAUUCUUAAAGGAAAUGGAGUUUUGACAAUGGAGUCUGACUAAUGCAGAGUUUGCUUUAAAACAAAAUUUUGUCAGGAAAGAAACUUGAUUUGAAAUUUCAAGUACCAUCUUUUAUAGAUAGCAAUAUUUGUAAUUGUCAUGUAUAAUAUAGAAGUAAUUGUAAAUAUAAAGAAAAUUGCUUAUCUUGUUUUAGAUUGUUUAGUUAUAAAUUGUAUAAAAUAAAAACAUUCCACGAUGAAUUAGAUAUUAAGUGUUUAAUUUUGUAAUUAAAAUAUUUAUUUUGCAUUUUGGAUAUGGUUUUGUUAAUAUUAAAUUCUACUGUACAAAAAUACCAAAUAAUAUAAAUUUUUGGAAAGUCUAUUCUUUACACUUCAUCAUUCAAUUUUCACUUUACAAUACAGUAAAUUUUAGAGCUAAUGUAUAUAUGAUAGAGGAUGGACAAGAAAUAUUGCACUUCCAUCUCUUUCUGCUGAGAUUUUAUUUUUGACUAAUGCAAUAACAUUCAUUACUUCAUUAGUACUAGAACCAGGUCCCACCUCAUUAUCAUAACAUUUUUCAGUGACAUGCAAUGCCCAUACAAGAUCUUUGAUUAGAUUAAGUCGAUCUGGAACGUUGAUAAAAUGAUUGAUCACUUGACAUGUCCUGGCCAUACCACUAUUAUUUCUAACUUUCACUUUCGUUAUUGAACUUUUUUAACUACCUAUUAGAAAUUUACCACAACGUUUUGGAAGCAUUAUCUGAUCUAGAAAUUUGUUUGUCUGCAACUUUGCAGCAUGAAUGUGUUUCCUUAGAUGUGUUUUACAUAGUCAAUAAUGAAUGGUACCUGCAUGUGCAGUACACAUAAAACAAUGUGAUCUUGUAACAUACUGCUUCAUGGCCAAUAAAGUUGUGCAGUGAGUGUUUAGUUCUUUAACAGCAUUGAAAUAAUAAAAUAUACCUUGAACUAAAAUUGAUUGCAAUUUUAAAUACAAAAUUAUUCCAUUGAAGAUUUUGUUGGUUUUGUGCUGCACUAUAAAACUAAGUGUGCAUUUUUAUACUAUCAUAGAUCUAUACAACUGUUGUCUUCUUUUGAACUGACUUAUUUUAUUAACAGAAUACAAGGUAUGUUCAAAAAAGUAACUGGAAUUUUAAUUUUUUGAAAAUAAUAUAAAUUUAUUCGUCAGCAUUAAUGUUGUCAUCUUCAAAAUAGUCCCUAUUAAAUAUUGUUCACUUAUGUCAGUGCUUCUUCUAAUCCUUCUUCUAACACUUCUUAAACUUGAUGUUUGGGAUAUCCUUUAGCUCUUUCAGCAAUGCACUUAAGAAGCAGCAUCAUCUAUGUUUGUAAACAAUUGGUUCUCUUUAUUUUUUGGAAAUAAAAAAAGUAACAUGGAUUCAUGUAUGGAGAAUGGAGGCUGAGGCUGAAUACUGUUUUAGGCCAUAAAUUCACGAACAAGCAAUGAAAUGUGAGGAGGUGCAUUGUAAAUGCUGCAAAAGCCAUGAAUUGUUUUGCCACUUAUGCAGGGUUUUUUUGGCCUGUUUGACCUUCUGGCAAGAAUUCAUGAUGAACUAUGCCAUUAAAAUCGAAGAACACAGUGAGCAUAACCUUCACAUUUGACUUGCACUUGUCGAGUCUUUUACGAUCCCCAAUGUUUUGUUAUUUGUUAUAACAUGUUUCAGUAAUUCUGCAUCGUCAUUUAGUGAUCCUUAGCAACUUCCUUCCGUCACUGUUUUUGUUCCAACAUUUUUGAAUUGUUUUGUUUACGGAUAUGUUUUUGUUCAAAAUUCAACAAUUUUUGCUGCUACACAUUUUGUACUCAAAAAAUGUAUUGAUAUGCCAACAUCAUCAGCGACUUCUUUGAUCAUAAUACGGUGAUCGUUCAUAACCAUUUAGUACACUUUUAGAGCCCAGAGCAUUUGUCAUCUUCAAUGUCUUCACUGUGUCUUUGAAACAUUUAUACCAAUCAUAAACCCAUGUUUUACUCACAGCAGCCUCAACAUAGGCCUUUGUUAACAUUUCCCAAAUUUUAUUUCAUUUUCCACACAAAAUGUAAUACAAAUUUUUAAUCCAUUUUUUUAACAAACGAAUAUUGCUGAAUUUAUAAAACAUGUUUAACAUUAGCAGCUGGAAAUAAUAUUACACUUCAGGAGUAUGAGUAACAACGUAAUAACAAAAAUUUUUAUAAUCAGACUCUCCAAACCUGUGAAACUUAAAAUUUGUUAUUACUUUUUGAACACACCUUGUACAGUAAUUCUUUUUUAAACACGUGUAAAAUUUAUAAAUGUUUUACAAAUGGCCAAUUAAAUUAUGCUCUUUACAAAAAUUCUUUAAAUAGGCCUAUUAGAAUAAUAUGCAUAGUAUAAGUAUAGUUUUAAAUGUCUAGUUACGUGUUUAUAUAAAAAUGUAAUAAAAUUUCUGAAUUUUAUUUAA